Peniophora sp. CBMAI 1063 is the source of this 1245-nucleotide messenger RNA. The record is from the annotation of a GenBank genome assembly. NCBI's taxonomy places the organism in Eukaryota, Fungi, Basidiomycota, Agaricomycetes, Russulales, Peniophoraceae.
AUGAAUCGUCCCGGUGAGCUGGAACGCGAGGCCAGCAGCCUCGAGAAACUCGACCCGGAGAAGGUGUCGAUCAAGGACCUUACCGAAGCGGUCGACUUCGUCGAGGAUCCCAACUUUGAUCCAAAUGCCCUCGUUCUCGAAGACGACUCGCCAUACCCCGAAGUACGCUCCGCGGUGUCGAAUACUGACGACCCGGAAAUGCCUUGUGCAACUUUCAGGGCUUGGUUCAUCGGGAUUAUCUGGGCCAUUUUGAUCCCUGGUGUCAACCAGUUCUUCUUCUUCCGAUUCCCGUCGGUGUCCAUAAACUCCCUUGUCCCCCAACUGCUUUCCUUCCCGAUCGUCAAGCUCUGGGCUCGCUACGUACCCCGCGUGAAGGUCUUCGGGUACUCACUGAACCCGGGACCAUUCACCGUCAAGGAGCAUGUCAUCAUCGUGGUGAUGGCGUCUGUGGGUGCUGGCUCUGCGUACGCGACGGAUAUCAUCGCCGUCCAACGUGUCUUCUACAAUCAAGCGCCCACCUUUGGAUACCAAUGGAUGCUCGUCAUGAGCACUCAGUUGAUCGGCUUCAGCAUCGGUGGGAUCUGCAGGCGCUUCCUCGUCUCGCCCCCGUCUAUGAUCUGGCCAUCCAAUCUUGUCAGCUCAGUCCUCUUCAAUACUCUCCAUGCGAAGCAGACCGCCGGUUCUGAAGCACGGGGAGGUAUCUCUCGUGAACGGUUCUUCGCGUAUACGUGUUGCGCGUACUUCGUCUGGAACUUCAUACCUACAUACUUGUUCACCGCAUUGUCCGGCUUUGCCUGGGUAACUUGGAUCGCACCAAAUAACCUGAAGAUCAAUCAGCUCUUCGGGACUAGCCACGGCCUUGCGUUCAGUUUGAUCACAUUGGAUUGGGGUCAGAUAACAUUCAAUGGCUCUCCUCUUCCUGUCCCAUGGUGGGCAACAGCAAACAUCGCCAUGGCGGUCGUCGUGUUCUACUGGCUCGUCACCCCUCUCGUCUACUACUCAAAUACCUGGUUUACCGCAUACCUACCUAUGGUAUCCUCUCGAUCUUACGAUAACACCGGAAAGCCUUACAACGUCACGCGCAUCAUCAAUGCUGACCUCAGUCUCAAUGUCGAACAGUACAAGGCGUACAGCCCCCUCUUCCUGCCGGCUGCCUUCGCCCUCUCUUACGGCCUAUCGUUCGCGUCCAUUACUGCAACCAUCAGCAAUUUGGGAAGCGGUCUGAAGCGCCCUGUGGGCGUCUGA